Molecule: messenger RNA, 2010 nt
Organism: Argiope bruennichi
Lineage: Eukaryota; Metazoa; Arthropoda; Arachnida; Araneae; Araneidae
Exons: 7
Coding region: 525-1757 (410 amino acids)
Source: RefSeq, a predicted model, not a curated record
UGCUGGGAAGAGAGGGAGAGAGAAAAAAAAAAGAAUGCAAUGAACUGUUCAGAACCAAGGUCAUUCUGGACAACGGUAUUUACCUUGAUAGGAAUCGUUGAGUUGUACUUAGAAAUUUGUGGUUCAUAGGCCGUUAUCGUAGUGGUGUUAUCGACGGGAACUUCCAAAGAAGAAAGUUGCCUAUGGUGUAAUCACUAAACAGGGACCAUUAUGAAUGGAAAUACUUUGCGGUUGCGAGUAGAGCGUGACGAUUACAGAUAACCAACUAAUUGGAUCAUGAAUUAAAAGACCAGAAAUGUUGACCUUCGCUUAGCCCAUUGGAUUGUUUUCUUCGUGACAUGUGCCCUUUCGUCAAAUGAUUGUUGUGUUGAGUAUGAAGGUUUUAUUGGAUAAUCCACCACAGUUUAGAAUUUAAACUUAGCUUUAUUUUUACUUCGGACCUCCUGUUGAAUCGACCACUACAGAAUAAGCGACGGAAAUUGCUAUUGCUGUGAUUUAUCGGAUAGUUGAUUAAGACAGCACCAAUGGUUCGCCCGUUCUCAACAGAAUGGCUCGUAUCCUUCAAAGAUCCUCGAGUUCUUUGGCAAGAACACUGGUUUGCCUUGAGUCUCGAAGUCUUAAACGCAGCAAUCGUAUUUCUUUUACUGAGGAAUGCCAAAAGGAAAGGAUGCGAAUCCUUUUAUGUGACCAUAGCGGCAAUGAUUUCUGUCUGCACCUUUGAAAUCCUCCCCCUAUACCCUGAGGAAGGAUACAAACUGUGGUGGUAUCAUCAUGGAAUUAUCAACGUACUGAACCAGAGAGUGCCAUCCUACAUAAUCACUUCAUUUGCCAUUGUCCACUAUGUGGCCCAUAAUCUCACAAAGAAAAGCAAUCUUCCGACCUACACAAGAGCCUUCAUAUCUGCUGUAGCUGGCUUGCUUAUGUAUCUGCCCUACGUCUGGCUGGCACCCCGGGCCUUGCUCUCACUGGUCCAUUUUGAUGAUCCAAUUUUCAGAACCAGACUGCUGGACGUACCUUACAUGCAGAUGCUUGUUCUGUUUCUUCUCUUCUUCCAUACUACGCAGCUAUCGUUGGAGAAUUUUGAAGCAUUGGAGCCACAAGAAAGAAAUUCUAACAAUUACUUAUGGUGUUCCCUCGUAUCUGGACUCGUCUCUGGGUUUUACACCAUUAUUGAACAAUACCUGUUAUACCUGAUAUUUGACCUGACCUUGGGAUUGAACAUCGCAGUAGGUUUUCUGGUGGCUUUAGCAAUAACUUUUUCAAUUGCCAAGGAGGAAGUGAAAGCAUUGAAAGACAAAUCUUUCACCAUUGCAGGGGCGUUUCAACCACUGAAGAGUAAGGUAUUCUGGGGUGCUGCGGCUUUAAUGCUUUUUUCCUCAACCCUACCCCUGUGGUUGAAGGUCAGAGAUUUGAAAUCCUCAAGUGCCAAACUGGAACUGGGGCCCUGUCAUGCUAUUCAUGAAGUGUCAAAUACUUCUCCAUUAGACAUAAAGAGGCGUCAGUACAUUUGUCCGGAAGAUGGAAAUCACAAUUUCGACUUCCACUGUGUGGAUCCUGUGGCUCUACAAUUUGGCAUCAAGAACAGAGUGAACCAAUACACUGUGUGUGGAAAAGAAUUCGAUAAUCCGGUACAAAUAUCGACGGCAUUAUCAGUGUAUUCGGCAGUACUCCUAUUUGCUAUCUACAUUGUAAUGCGUUUCUCUUUUAACCAUAAAGAGGAAAAGAAAAUUGAACAAUAUUGCUCAAAAUCACUCUAAUUUGUCAGACAAGAAAUGAAUAUGCAGAUUUUUUUUCCUGUCAACUUCUUGUACAAAGCCAUGUUUCUUGAGGAAACGUGCAGCAUUUGUAUCCAUAUGUCUUUGAACGUGUAUUUCCAUUUGUAAAGAGAUUUGUAUUAUCUGUCUUCCAAGUAUGGAUGGACUGUAAAAUUUGUUCAUGUUAUUUAAUAUUUUACUUGGUUUUUAGGUUUUGUGCAACUUAUUUUGUAAAUAAAUCAUAUGUUAUGUUAGA